This is a messenger RNA of Sebastes umbrosus (honeycomb rockfish), 6536 nucleotides long. Its product is annotated as protocadherin gamma-C5-like. Lineage: Eukaryota; Metazoa; Chordata; Actinopteri; Perciformes; Sebastidae. Gene Ontology annotation, molecular function: calcium ion binding. Bases 917 to 5701 code for a protein of 1594 amino acids. The transcript has 2 exons. The record is from RefSeq and is a predicted model, not a curated record. Gene Ontology annotation, biological process: homophilic cell-cell adhesion. Gene Ontology annotation, cellular component: plasma membrane.
UCCAUCAUAAAACCACGAUCUUUUCCUAAACCAAACCAAGUUGUUUCCUGUGAAAACGGAGGUUUAUUUUGAAAAGACUGUAUUCAUGUAAUGAGCGGAAAUUGACACGUGUUGCUAGAUAUUAUUAGAUAUUAUAUAGAAGAAGGCAUGAGGAAUAACUUUUCGUAAGAUAUCACACGAGGUGUUGUAUGAGGAUACAGCCAUCAAGUGGUUCACUUUGUGUACUGAAUGUAACCUAUAUAUUCCGAGAUAAAUCCCUGAUUAUUUGUUAGUUUUUGCAGCAACUGACUGGGGUUUAUUUACUUGAGUUUAAUUUGAUAUCAGCAUUUUUUUUGUUUCAUAUUCCACACCUUUGCUCAGGCUCCUGCUCGUAUUUCACUGGUGCUGCUGGUUUCAGUACCACGGACAGCAACAUUCUUUUACGUUUUACAUUUUUGUAAAGUUUUGCCUUUUGGGAAGUCAUUUUACAUUUCAGUAAAACAUUGGAUGAGAUGUCAUUGCAGUUUAUAUACUGUUUUCUGCUGUUGUUUCAAUUGUCCAAUUGACUCCAGCUUGUCAACAUAACGCAAAUGGAAACUUUACUAAUAGUAAACAACUGAUCACGAGCUGUGUAUAUUCACAGGCUUUAAAUGCUUUGUCUUUAAGUCCCAGUAGUUCAGGAUUUCGACUCCAAGUGACGCUGUUGGUCAGCAAAAAGAUUGCAGUGUUACCAGCCAGCCUGUUCCCCUCCCUCACUACCAUACUUCAGCUCAACUGCGGAGAUACUGUCCUUCGUGGGAGGACAGGGCGUGUAGAGGCUUCUUACAUUUGUCUUUGGAUUAUACGAGGAGUACGUUGUUAUCUAAAAGCAGUAAAGCUGGACUACAGUUUUCUUCAAGUGAGGACGCAUUAUUCAUCAAGAUCUAUUGCUUUUGAUAUGGCAACCCGAGGCUCCAGAAGUGUAAGAUGGCGACUGUCUUUUCUGUUACGAUGUCAAGUGGGAUUACUCAUUUUGCUCAGUUAUAUGGGUGAUGGAGUGGCUGGACAGAUUCGCUAUUCUAUACCAGAGGAGAUGAAGAAAGGCUCUCUGAUAGGUAACGUAGCACAGGACCUCGGUCUGGAUGUGAAGAGGCUCCGUUCUGGCCGUGCGCGUAUUGUUACCGGAGAAAACAUCCAGUACACCGAGCUGAAGACAGACAAAGGGACGCUGGUAGUGAAUGAGAGAAUAGACCGAGAGGAGCUUUGCGGAGACGUCACACCGUGCAGUUUCAGCUUCGAAAUCAUUUUAGAAAACCCAAUCGAGCUUCAUCGUGUCACUGUCGAAAUUUUAGAUAUAAAUGAUAAUACUCCUUUCUUUGUAAAUAAAGACAUCCAGUUUGAAAUGAGCGAAUCUGCUACAAUUGGAGCUAAAUUUCCUGUUGAAAGCGCAGUUGAUCCUGACGUUGGACUAAACGCUUUGCAAAAUUAUAUUCUCUCUCCGAAUAAUUAUUUCAUUCUGAAGCAACAUUCCAAUCCAGACGGCAGUAAAUACGCUGAGUUGGUGCUCCAGAAACCAUUAGACAGAGAGGAACACCCCAGUCUCCCUCUAAAGGUAAUAGCUGUCGACGGUGGAGACCCACAGAGAUCUGGCACGGUGAAUAUAAAUAUAUCUGUUUUAGAUGUAAAUGAUAAUGCCCCUGUAUUCAACCAGUCAGUUUACAGGGCCGCCGUAGUGGAAAAUGCGCCAAAAGGGACUUAUAUUACAACAGUGAACGCUAGUGAUGCAGACAUUGGCAUUAACGGGGAAAUAAUAUUCAGUUUUUCGAAAAUAAAAGGCAUUACUGUCAAUAUUUUUAGUAUUGAUGAAAACACAGGUGUCAUCUCAGUUGCUGGAGUAAUAGACUUUGAAAAAGAGAGAAAGUAUGAGCUUAGGUUAGAGGCAAGGGAUCGAGGAGGUUUGAUUGGGACCAGUAAGGUUAUAAUUGAUGUUAGUGACGUCAAUGACAACGUUCCAUUGAUUAAUAUCAUGUCAUUUUCUAAUACUAUAUCAGAAGAUGCCCCUCCAGGCACAACAAUAGCUGUUAUCAAUGUCAAAGACGCAGAUUCAGAGAAAAAUGGACAGAUACAAUGUGCUAUAGACAAAACGCUGCCCUUUAAAAUCCAGUCGUCAUUAACCAACUACUAUAAUUUGGUGGCCGAUCAGCAUUUUGAUAGAGAGACUAUAUCUGAAUAUGAUAUUACAAUAAUAGCCACCGACUCAGGAUCUCCUCCUCUUUCUAGCUCUGUCACACUGCAACUUAGAAUCUCUGACGUGAACGAUAACGUUCCAUUGUUCGAUAAAAACUCCUAUUCUGCUUACGUCACAGAGAAUAAUUCCCCUGGAAUGUCAAUUACCGCUGUUAGCGCGCGAGACUCUGACUGGAAUCAGAACGCGAGAAUCUCAUAUUUCCUCGAGGACACACGAAUCAGCGGUAAUCCAGUGUCCAACUAUGUGUCCAUUAACUCUGAAACUGGGGCUUUACAUGCGCUGCGUUCGUUUGAUUAUGAACAAAUGAAAGAACUUCAGCUAGUAGUCAAAGCGCAGGAUGGAGGUUCCCCUCCACUCAGUAGCAACGUGACCGUGAAAUUAAUAGUCCAGGACCAGAACGACAACCCCCCUCAGGUCCUGUACCCAGUCCAAACUGGUGGCUCUCUGGUGGCUGAAAUGGUGCCUCGUUCAGCAGAUGUUGGCUAUCUGGUCACUAAAGUGGUGGCUGUUGAUGUGGACUCUGGACAGAAUGCCUGGCUCUCCUAUAAACUGCAGAAAGCCACAGACAGGGCGCUGUUUGAAGUGGGCUUACAGAAUGGAGAAAUAAGAACUAUCCGCCAAGUCACUGAUAAAGAUGCUGUGAAACAAAGACUGACUGUUAUAGUGGAGGACAACGGGCAGCCCUCUCGUUCAGCUACAGUCAUUGUUAACGUGGCGGUGGCGGACAGCUUCCCUGAAGUGCUGUCUGAGUUCACUGACUUUACACACGACAAGGAGUACAAUGACAACCUGACUUUUUACUUAGUGUUGGCUCUGGCUGUAGUCUCCUUCCUCUUCAUCACGUGUUUAGUGGUUAUUAUAUCAGUGAAGAUCUACAGGUGGAGACAGUCUCGCGUCCUGUAUCACUCCAGUCUCCCUGUGAUUCCAUAUUAUCCACCACGUUACUCAGACACUUUGGGGACAGGAACGCUCCAACACGUGUACAACUACGAGGUGUGCAGGACGACUGACUCCAGAAAGAGUGACAUGAAAUAUAUGCAACCGAUGAGUCAAAGUUUAGUGAGUGUGGAUGGAGCUGACACUGAUGCCCCACAGGUGGACAAGCAACUGUCAGGCAACUGCUCUCAAAUGUCAACUUUGCUGAGCUCAGUGGCUGGACAGGCUCGGUACUCCGUACCAGAGGAGCAGGCAGAGGGCUCUUUUGUUGGAAACAUCGCUAGAGAUUUAGGCUUGGAUGUGGCGAGGCUCGUGUCAGGUAAAGCUCGUAUUAUUACAAAAGGAAGCCGACAGUACGUUGAUUUAAACCGAGACAAAGGCACCCUUGUGAUUAAAGAGAGAAUCGACCGAGAAGAGCUGUGUGGAAAGACGACGCCCUGUAGCUUCAGUUUCGAGGUGAUUUUAGAAAAUCCAAUCCAGCUUUAUCGGGUCACAGUGGAGGUAAUAGACAUAAACGAUAACAGUCCGUCGUUCCCAAAGGAUGAAAUCAAUUUGAAAAUAGUUGAAAGUGUUGCAUCGGGGUCUCGUUUUUCGCUAGAGAGUGCAGACGACCCCGAUGUUGGUAUUAAUGAUAUUCAGAAAUACCUCCUUAAACCUUCAGAUAAUUUCAAAUUAGAAGUACAGAGCCAGCCUGAUGGAGGGAAAUCCAUCGAAAUGGUUUUACAAAACCCGUUAGACCGAGAGAAAGAGGAGACUCACACUCUCGUGCUGAUUGCGUCAGAUGGAGGAGAGCCACACAGAUCAGGGACGGUGCGUAUUCAUAUCACUGUGCUAGAUGCUAACGAUAAUGCACCAGUGUGCAGCCAGCCUGUUUAUAAAGCAGAUGUAAAGGAGAAUUCUCCUGAAGGAACAGUGGUAACCACUGUGAGUGCAAAUGACGCAGAUAAAGGAGUUAAUGGCGAGGUAACAUUUUCCAUAGCUCAUGUUGCCAGAGAAGCGAAGCAGCUUUUUGAAGUAAAUACUAAAACUGGAGAGAUUAAAGUUGCAGGUAAACUGGACUUUGAAAAAUCAAAAACUUAUCAAUUAAAUGUAAAGGCCAGUGACCAUGGAGGACAUUCAGAUGCAUGCAAAGUUAUUAUACAAAUAAUUGAUGAGAAUGAUAACGUCCCUACAAUUCAGAUGAUGUCAUUUUCUAACUCUAUAUCUGAGGAUUCUCCUCCAGGUACAACUAUAGCUGUUAUUAACGUUGAUGACGAAGACUCUGAUGGUAAUGGUGUAGUCAAGUGCUCCAUUAACUCUGACAUACCUUUUAAAAUUGAGUCCUCAUUAACAGGAUAUUAUACUAUAGUAACAGACAACUUGUUAGACAGAGAAAGUAUUCCUGAGUAUAACAUCACCAUAACCGUCUCUGACCAAGGCUCCCCGCCUCUGACUAGCAGUAAAAACAUCAAUGUUAAAGUUUCUGAUGUGAAUGACAGCCCACCCAAAUUUGACCAGUCAGAAUACAGUAAGACUGUACCAGAGAACAACUCUCCUGGGUUUUCUGUGUUCACUCUCAGUGCUAGUGAUGCAGACUGGGGGCAAAACGCUCGGGUCUCUUACUUCCUGGAGGAUAAAGAGAUUAAUGGAGCAGCUGUGUCUUCGUUAGUGUCAAUAAAUUCAGAAAAUGGUGUCAUUCAUGUAGUGAGGUCAUUUGAUUAUGAACAAAUCAAGUGGUUUGAAUUUAAUGUAACAGCUCGUGAUGCUGGAUCCCCUCCUCUGAGUUCAGUGGCUACAGUUAGAUUAAUAGUCCAGGACCAGAACGACAACACCCCUCAGGUUCUGUACCCAGUCCAGACUGGUGGCUCUCUGGUGGCUGAACUGGUGCCUCGUUCAGCAGAUGUGGGCUAUCUGGUCACUAAAGUGGUGGCUGUUGAUGUGGACUCUGGACAGAAUGCCUGGCUCUCCUAUAAACUGCAGAAAGCCACAGACAGGGCGCUGUUUGAAGUGGGCUUACAGAAUGGAGAAAUAAGAACUAUCCGCCAAGUCACUGAUAAAGAUGCUGUGAAACAAAGACUGACUGUUAUAGUGGAGGACAACGGGCAGCCCUCUCGUUCAGCUACAGUCAUUGUUAACGUGGCGGUGGCGGACAGCUUCCCUGAAGUGCUGUCUGAGUUCACUGACUUUACACACGACAAGGAGUACAACGACAACCUGACUUUUUACUUAGUGUUGGCUCUGGCUGUAGUCUCCUUCCUCUUCAUCACGUGUUUAGUGGUUAUUAUAUCAGUGAAGAUCUACAGGUGGAGACAGUCUCGCGUCCUGUAUCACUCCGGUCUCCCAGUGAUUCCAUAUUAUCCACCACGUUACUCAGACACUUUGGGGACAGGGACUCUCCAACACGUGUACAACUACGAGGUGUGCAGGACGACUGACUCCAGAAAGAGUGACUGUAAGUUCGGAGGAGCCGGUAGUCAGAACGUGCUGAUAAUGGACCCCAGUUCUACAGGGACGAUGCAACGGAUACAGAGUGAGAAGAGCAUCCUGGAUGAACCAGACUCUCCUCUAGAGGUUGGUUAAAUGAUCCAUCAUUCUUCACAAAUAUGUAGUGUAUUCAUUUUAAUGUAUUUUUAGAUUACAGACAUUACUUGGCUUUGUGGUGUGUCUCACUGCCUGCUCCGGGGGCAUUUUCAGCACCACUAGUGGUGGACAGCUCCUCUAAGAGUUGAGCCAGUUAACUGAAGUGAAAAAGAGUCAGUAAGGAAAAUGCACACCAUAAAAGACCUACUCUGAUGCUGAUACUUGCAAUUGAAAUAUCAAUUCCCAUGUCUGUGCUUUCUUGGGGGACUUACUAACGACUGGGUGCAUUGCAUUGGAUUGUAUUCUUAGAUUACAGAUAUUACUUGGCUUCAUUGUGUGUCUCACUGCCUGCUCGGUGGGCAUUCUCAGCACCACUAGUGAUGGACAGCUACUCUCAGAGUUGAGCAAGUUAACUUACAUUAAGAGUCAUAAAAGACCUACUCUUGAUACUGAUACUUGUUACCAACCUGUAAUCUUGUUGUUUGUACUGCAUUUUCUUGGGUCUGCUGUAAUUAGAAAAUAGGUAUGGACUUGUUGCUUACAGCUAGGUGUUUUUUUUUCGUUUGUGUGUGUGGAGAGACACAUCAACUGAAGUAGCACAUCAAAAGAGUUUCCAUUUAACAACAUGGCUUGUGGCUGUUUUGCAUUCUGCUCUCCCAUUUUAUCUCUUAACCUUAUAAGCUACAUCUUGUACAUCUUAUUUACAUUUCAAUCCAACUUAUAAAUGCACACAUUUAAUUAAACAUAGCAUACAACAUUAGCUGGCUCCUAAACACUCACAGCUGCUAUUCAAAGAGAUGUAUCUCCACUCUUUCUUUAAUGGCAGCACUUGCUA